Messenger RNA from Platichthys flesus (European flounder), 2719 nucleotides. RefSeq names its product epidermal retinol dehydrogenase 2-like. NCBI's taxonomy places the organism in Eukaryota, Metazoa, Chordata, Actinopteri, Pleuronectiformes, Pleuronectidae. Bases 160 to 1080 code for a protein of 306 amino acids. The record is from RefSeq and is a predicted model, not a curated record. Gene Ontology annotation, cellular component: lipid droplet. The transcript has 7 exons. Gene Ontology annotation, molecular function: oxidoreductase activity, acting on the CH-OH group of donors, NAD or NADP as acceptor.
CGUGCGCGCUUACACGCAGUGUUGGCUGUGAUAAUACAUGACUGUGUAAAACACAACGUACUAACAACGAUAGUACUCUGAGCGGUUAGAUUCGAUGACCUGGGAGCAGAGGACAGGCACUCGCAAACUACUAAAAUUCAACAUCUAUCUCGAUCUAUUAUGAAUAUAUUCCUGGAAACAAUCCAGGUCCUCCUGCUGUCAUUGUGGUACAAUGUGGAAUCCUUCAUCCAUCUCUUUGUGCCCCGGAAGAGAAAGAACAUAGCUGGUGAGGUGGUGCUUCUUACGGGGGCAGGUAGCGGGAUUGGUCGCCUCAUGGCUCAGGAGUUUGCGGCUCUUGGCACUGUGCUGGUUUUGUGGGACAUUAACCAUGAUGGGAUGAAGGAAACUGCAAGACUGGCUAAGGAGAGUGGAGCCAGCAGAGUACACUACUACCUGUGUGACUGUAGUGACAGGAACGAAGUUUACAGAGUGGCUGACCAGGUAAAGCGAGAAGUGGGUGAUGUCAGCAUUCUGGUGAAUAACGCUGGCAUCGUGACAGGAAAGAAGUUCAUGGAUGCUCCAGAUUCCCUGAUUGAGAAGACAGUGGAGGUCAACACAAUGGCUCACUUCUGGACAUACAAGGCCUUCCUUCCUGCUAUGAUUGCCAACAAUCACGGACAUCUUGUCAGCAUUGCCAGUUCUGCUGGGCUCAUAGGCAUCAACGGAUUGGCAGACUAUUGUGCCAGUAAGUUUGCAGCAGUAGGUUUUGCAGAGUCCGUGGGUCUGGAGCUACUGGCGACUGGGAAGGAUGGCAUCAAGACCACCAUUGUUUGUCCAUACUUCAUCAACACUGGGAUGUUUGAUGGAUGUCAAACCAAGUGGCCAACCCUGCUACCCAUCUUGAAUCCAGACUAUGUGGUGCAGAAGAUCAUCCAUGCUGUGCUCACAGACCAAGCGUACCUGCUGCUGCCCAAGACUAUGUACCUCAUCGCUGCUCUCAAGAACAUCCUGCCUGUGAAGCAAGGCAUUAUGCUGGGCCAGUACCUGGGAGCCUUCAACCUCAUGGAAAAUUUCAGGGGACGCAGCAAAAAACUUGAGUAAGGUAGCAGAAUAGGAAGUGAAGAAUGACAUGGUGGUAUUAAAGCCAUCCAUUUCAACCCCCCUUUUAAUCCUAAUCUUCCUAGCGUGUUGUUGAAAUUAUACAGCCCAGGACAAAACAGUAGAGUGCAACAAAUAAAUACAAAUAUUGAUGUUCUAUUGGUUUCUCUAUAUCUUAGACUGUCUAAUCCAUCUUUUAACCCUAAACAUAUUAUUUGUGCUAAUUUUAAACUACAUUAUCGUGAGUGAUUUUUAAACAUGAUUUUAUAGAAAAUUCAAACAAAAUAUGCUUACAAAGAUUACCAGGACUCUUCCUGAUCGAUUAUGGAAAUUGAAUGUGUAUUCAAGUGUUCUUGACUGCUACUACCUGUUAAAGUACCAAUAUGGAUUGAUCACUAUACCUUUAAUACGACAGCCAAUAUCUCAAUGUUACAUUAACAAUUUUAGGGGUCCACAAUAAUGACGUAUGUGGGGUUUUAAUUUUGCUCAGUGUCAUUUCACAUCUCACAAGUAAAGUGCCUUGACCAAGCGCAGAACCUCAGGUACAGUGAAGCGAACUGAGGUUCUUAGGUCAGUGGUAGCUUACUUUGUUAGUCCAGACCACUCACAGCUCUUUGCAGUAAGCAGGCUCCUACUUACUAAUGAUUUCCACCUUUUAUUUUUUGCAAACAGCAAAUUUCCUGACUGUUCACAGGUUAACUAGAACUGCACUAGAUAGUAGCAUACUAGCCUGUGAGAGAUUGCAAGUAGGUGACUGGGGACCCCUUGUUUUCUUAUUGUUUCCAUAUAUCCAUGCAUUGGUGACAUUUUCCACCCAAGCAGAGCACAUACUCUGGUUUACGUUUCUAUUAACUUGGACUUUGCUUAGUGUGAACACCUCUGAUCUUAGCCAAGCUCAUGUCAUCUGCAAACUGAAUUUCCAGAACAUUUUGAGGCACAAAGACAAAGUUGUCCCAAACUGUGACAAUAGUCAGAUAAAUUAGCGCUAAAUUAGAGGCGGUUAAAUGGAAGCAAUAUGCAUCCGUAGUCUCCUAGUGUGCAAAGCAAACUUCAGCUUUAUCCAUUAACGUUUCAUUUCCUACUGUGUUAUUCCUGUCAUCAAGCUAAUUUUAAUUUGAAAAGCUACAGAAGGGUCUACUUUAUGGUUUACUUGCAACAUGAACAGCUGUGCUUUAACAUUACAAUUAUGUCUGCUAUUAGUCUUGUGUCUUGAUGUAGGCAAAACUGUGUCAGAAGAAUCACAGGGAGCAUUUACAUGCACUAACAUUGUUUGUAAAAUAUUAUAUUAUAAGAUAAUAAUAGAUAAUAGACAUAUCUGAAUGCAUAUCUAUCAGGGAUCAUCUAAACUUGACAACGAAUUAUAUCAUUUGAGUGUAUGUAAUUUGCAUUUGACAUCUCAUCUUGAACAUGUAUUCUGUUAAAGCUAAAAAAAAUGUAUAUAUCCAUAUGGAAUAGUGUCCAGCGUACACCAGUUGAUUGAUCAUGUAUACCAUUAAGGAAAUCAGUUAUAGGAAUGUAGGGAGUGUUGUUAAGUAUGUAUCAAACAGUACAUUUUCAGGGUCAGUUUCAUUGUUUGAAAGUGGGCUACCUGCAACACCUACUUAGAAAAUCCUGAUGAUUAAAUUUCAUUUCAAAUGUAAAA